Messenger RNA from Diplodia corticola, 1770 nucleotides. RefSeq names its product cystathionine gamma-synthase. The record is from RefSeq and is a predicted model, not a curated record. Bases 1 to 1770 code for a protein of 589 amino acids. NCBI's taxonomy places the organism in Eukaryota, Fungi, Ascomycota, Dothideomycetes, Botryosphaeriales, Botryosphaeriaceae. The transcript has 7 exons. Gene Ontology annotation, molecular function: pyridoxal phosphate binding; cystathionine gamma-synthase activity. Gene Ontology annotation, biological process: transsulfuration.
AUGGCUGUCGCUAUACCCAACCCCGAGAACGAUGUUGGCGAGACUAUCCCUCCGCUCACUGCCCAUGCCGUGAGCGUUUCAUUGCCAACAUGGGACGCCAACGUUGGCUACGAGGAGGGCCGACCUGAGGUGGUUGGCAGAAUGAAGACAGGCUACCCCCGUUUUUUUGUUCACAAAUCUAUUGCCCGCUUCGCCGACGUCAUCGCUACUACCUACGGCCUUCAGGACGACAGCGCUAUGCUGUUCCCUUCCCAUGCGGUCGCCGCCCGCUGCGCCGACUUCUUCCGCCGCCACGCUCCCGAGCUUGCGCCCAACCAAGUCCGAAUCGUCGACCUUGUGACCAGCCCAGAGCACUCGCACCCCCAGGACCGCGUUUUGCCUCGCGUGUCCGCCGUACUCUUUCCCAAGGACAGUUUCAAGGUUGCCAAGACCUUCUGGCAACACUCGGGCGAUGGCGUGUCUAGCCGCAGGGCUGAAUACUGCCACAAGGCAUUCGAGGAUGGCUUGCUGGUAGAAAAGUCUCAGGCGGGCCAGCGCACCUGCAAAGGGCCUCGGAGGUACCAGAAGAAGGGUUCUGUGGACAUUUCCGCCCACCAAACCGCGCCCGUGAGGGAGCCCGACGGCCAGGAUCCUCUACGCUUCGUAGAAGAAAGAUUCGGCAGGAACCUAGACGUUGGUUUCGCAGAGAACGCCAAGCACGCGAUCCAGAGGCGCAUCGCAGGGUCUUUGACGGCUAAUGUGGAGCUGGAGGAAGCAUUGAAGCUGGAGCGAGACCAUGAGCGGGCUCGCCCCGUGGCUGGCUUCUCAGAGGACGAUGUUUACCUCUUCCCUUCGGGCAUGAGCGCAAUCUUCAAUACCCACCGCACCAUGAUGGCCGCCCUAGGCCAGCGAAAGAGUGUCAGCUACGGAUUCCCGUACAUUGACACCCUUAAGAUCCUUGAGAAAUUUGGCCCUGGCGCCGUUUUCUAUGGAUUUGGAUCAUCAGAGGAGCUGGACGAGUUUGAGAAACGCCUGGAGAGUGGCGAGAAGUUCCUCGCACUGUUCUGUGAAUUUCCAGGCAACCCGCUCCUGAAGGCGCCAGACCUAGAGCGAAUCAGGUCCCUCGCGGAUAAAUUCGAUUUCGGCGUUGUGGUGGACGAGACGAUCGGGAACUUCUUAAACGUCCACGUCCUUCCUUUUGCGGAUGUCGUCGUCAGCAGCCUUACCAAGAUUUUCAGCGGCGACAGCAAUGUCAUGGGGGGCAGUGCAAUCCUCAACCCAAAGGGACGAUACUAUGACUUGCUCAAGAAGACGUGGGCAGCCGAGUACGAGGAUAACGUGUGGCCGGAGGAUGCGAUUUUCCUGGAACGCAACAGCCGCGACUUCGUCUCGCGCAUUGAGCGGAUCAACGUGAACGCGGAGGCCAUUUGUGAAGUUCUCAUGAAGCACCCGAAAGUGAAACAAGUACACUAUCCCAAGUACAGCCCGACGCGAGCGUUUUAUGACCGUUGCAAACGGCCCACCGGUGGUUAUGGUGGCCUGCUGUCGGCCACCUUCUACUCGACGGAAGAUGCCACCAAGUUUUUCGAUCAUCUGGACACCGCAAAAGGGCCCAGUUUGGGCACAAACUUCACGCUCAGUUCGCCGUACGUCCUCCUAGCUCAUUUCACCGAGCUUGAUUGGGCGGCAUCAUAUGGCGUCGAGUCCAAUCUUGUGCGGUUCAGCGUCGGCCUAGAGGACACGGCGCAGCUGGUGGAGGUGUUCAAUCGGGCGCUCGCCGCCAUGGAAUAG